AUGAUUUUGGGUAAAUUUAAACUCUCGUGUAAUGUUCCGUCGACUUUUAUAACGUCUGUAAGAUGUAUGUCAAUGGCUGAAACUGCAUCAGAUGUUCAACAUAGAAAUCCUUUUGCUAAAAAAGUUGAAGCUUUUCCAAAAGCUUUGUACGGAGGACGUCAUACAGUUACGUUAUUACCUGGUGGUGGUAUCGGACCCGAAUUGAUGGAAUAUGUUAAAAAAAUAUUUAAAGCAGCUGGAGCUCCUGUCGAUUUUGAAGAAGUUUUCAUUGAUCAAAAUAGCAAUUCAAAUGAAGAAUUAGAAUAUGCAAUUAUGUCUAUUCGCAGAAACGGUGUCGCUCUAAAAGGAAAUGUUGAAACUAGAUCAAUCGAAACAGGAGUUUCAUCUAGAAAUGUUGCUUUAAGAAAUGAGUUAGAUCUUUUUGUGAGCACAGUUCAUUGCAAAUCAUUUCCUGGAGUUCCAUCAAGGCAUAAAAACCUUGACAUUGUUAUUAUUAGGCAAAAUACAGAAGGUGAAUAUGCUAUGUUGGAACAUGAGAGUGUACCAGGAGUUGUUGAAAGCAUGAAAGUUGUUACUCUUCAAAAUUCAGAAAGAGUCGCAAGAUUUGCUUUUGAAUAUGCCAAAAAAGAAGGAAGAAAAAAAGUUACCACAAUUCAUAAAGCCAACAUAAUGAAAUUAUCAGAUGGUUUGUUUUUGGAAACUGCCAGAAGAAUUGCCAAAGAAUAUCCAGAUAUUCAACACAAUGACAUGAUCAUCGAUAAUUGUUGCAUGCAAUUAGUAUCAAAUCCUAAACAAUUUGAUGUCAUGAACAUGACAAAUUUAUAUGGGACAAUCGUUUCGAAUGUUGUUUGCGGAUUGGUAGGAGGUGCUGGACUCAUAUCAGGUGGUAAUUUUGGAGAUCACUAUGCAGUUUUCGAACCUGGAACGAGAAAUGCUGGUUCAGCGAUAGCUGGUAAAAAUAUUGCAAAUCCAGUAGCCAUGUUGAAUGCUGGCAUUGACAUGUUGGAAUAUUUAGGACAUACAAAACCGGCCAAAAAAAUAAGGAGAGCCAUUUUGAAAACAAUUAACAAUGAUAAAGUACGCACGCCUGAUUUAAAAGGUACAGCUAAAAGCACUGAUGUUGUUGAUAAGAUUAUUAUGAACUUAGACGAAACAUUAUAUGAUGAAAAAUAAGUGACUUGCCUUGGAACCUGCCCAAAAAAAGGUGUUCACACUUUCAUUAGUAAUUAAAAAAAA
This is a messenger RNA of Pediculus humanus corporis (human body louse), 1236 nucleotides long. Its product is annotated as isocitrate dehydrogenase NAD, subunit gammaputative. The transcript is spliced from 3 exons. Gene Ontology annotation, biological process: tricarboxylic acid cycle; isocitrate metabolic process. The record is from RefSeq and is a predicted model, not a curated record. Gene Ontology annotation, cellular component: mitochondrion. Lineage: Eukaryota; Metazoa; Arthropoda; Insecta; Psocodea; Pediculidae. The coding region runs from base 1 to 1173 and encodes 390 amino acids.